AUGAAAGGCCAAGCGCGAUUCAGAGUGAAAGGCAAAUUGCCAUCGAGAUAUGUUGGACCAUACGAAGUCCUUGAGAAGAUCAAUCCAGUAAUGUAUCGUGUAGCCUUACCGCCGGUCAUGGAACAUAUGCAUAAUGUUUUCCACAUCUCCAUGCUUCGAGACUAUCUACAAGAUCCGUUACGUGUCAUUGAACCGACACAUGUGCUUUUGAAAGAUGACUAUACCUAUGAGGAGAGGCCAAUUCAGAUUGUGAAUCGAAUAGUCAAAAGAUUAAGAAACAAGGAGAUUUCAUUAGUAAAAGUGGAUUGGCAGAACCAUAGAGGAACUUAUGCAACCUGGGAGACGGAGGAAGAUAUGAUGCAAAGAUAUCCUGAUCUGUUUCCUUUGGACUCAGUAUUCUUCCAAAAUGAACGCCUUAUUGGUAUCCGAUUGCGAAAUUGA
Molecule: messenger RNA, 441 nt
Organism: Camellia sinensis
Lineage: Eukaryota; Viridiplantae; Streptophyta; Magnoliopsida; Ericales; Theaceae
Source: RefSeq, a predicted model, not a curated record